Messenger RNA from Musa acuminata AAA Group (dessert banana), 3668 nucleotides. RefSeq names its product TATA box-binding protein-associated factor RNA polymerase I subunit B-like. Lineage: Eukaryota; Viridiplantae; Streptophyta; Magnoliopsida; Zingiberales; Musaceae. Bases 91 to 2364 code for a protein of 757 amino acids. Gene Ontology annotation, molecular function: RNA polymerase I core promoter sequence-specific DNA binding. Gene Ontology annotation, biological process: nucleolar large rRNA transcription by RNA polymerase I; RNA polymerase I preinitiation complex assembly. The transcript has 9 exons. The record is from RefSeq and is a predicted model, not a curated record. Gene Ontology annotation, cellular component: RNA polymerase I core factor complex.
CGAGCCGCCCGUUUCGCUUCGCUUCGCAUAUAGCCACAAAUAGCGGCCGAGCGCCGCAGGCCCGUCGCCUCGCCUCGCCUCGCCGUAGCGAUGGACGACCUCGGUUGGGGCUCCCGUUUCCCUUCCUACCUCGACGCGCGCGACCGCCGUCCCGACGCCGUCAAGCGCGAGCUUCCGGACGAUGCCGGCCCCCGCCUCUUCUGCGACGCGUGCGGCGGCGUCGAGUUUGACAGCGGCGACGACGGGUUCUACUACUGCCGCCUUUGCGGCUCCCAGAGCCAGGACGUCCUCGACACCGGCUACGCGGAGGAGGACGUCUUCGGCGACGCCCAAGGCUCAGGCGCGCUCUACCACAUCCACCGCCACCGCGCCCAAAAGCACUCGCAGGACCCCGCCGCCCCCGCGAUUUCCAAGGACGACGUCCUUCGGUCCCUCUCCAAGUCCCUCGCCGCCGGCUCCGGCGGAGCCGUGAAGAAGGAACAGGAGAAGGCGCUGCCGUACGGAUUCGAUGAUGAGCCGUCGGAGCCGAGGGAUUUCGGGGCGGGCCCCUGCCUCGACGCCGAGACACUCGCGAGGGGGAUCCGGCUUCGGUACGUGCAGGGGUUGCAGGUGAUCCUGCAGCUCCAGUGUGAAGCUCUGGUAGAGAAGUUUGGCGUGAGCCCCCUGAUCUGCGGCCUCGCGGGCACCAUCUGGUUGCGGUUUGUAGCGUCUUCCAUGGUGUUUGAUGAGGGUUGGGGACAGAAGGUGAUUGCCGAGUCCGAGGCUACUGUCUCACAAUCAAGGGAUGACAAUCUUGUUGCAGAAGUGCAAACACCUGCUAAGCAUAUCAAAGCUAAAUAUACAACAGAGCCACGCAAUGCAGUUGGACGGAGAGCUAUUUAUAUAUGGCUUCGUGCAUUGAGAAAGACAAUUCCUGUGUAUUCCUCUCUUGCUAUUUCCUUUUUGGCUUGCCAUAUUGCACGAGAAGCAAUUCUGCCAACCGAUAUAGUUAAAUGGGCAUCAGAGGCAAAACUUCCUUACCUCACAGCAUUUUUGGUACUUGAUAAGUAUCUUGGAAGUUCGUCAAGUUCUUGCCCAUUAAGUUCGAGGCUUUUGUUUAGGCCUGUCCGAGUUAUUGGAUCUUGGCAAUUAGAAGCAGUAGCUGGUUCUAUUGCACAAAAAAUUGGACUGAACCUUCCUUCUGUGAAUUUUUAUGCUAUCGCAUCUCGGUACCUGAAAGAUCUCUCUCUUCCAAUAGAAAAGAUUCUUCCACAAGCAUGCCGCCUUUAUGAGUGGUCAAUCCCUGCAGAUCUAUGGUUGUCUUGUAACACAUCUAGGCUUCCAACUCGUGUUUGUGUUAUGGCAAUUCUGAUUGUAACAGUAAGAAUCCUGUACAACAUACAUGGCCAAGGGUUCUGGGAAAUGACUUUGUUGGAUGCAAGUGACACCCCAAGAUGUCAAACUCGAAAUCCUGAUGUCUUCAGUUUGAGUCCUGCAGGGAAGCUUGGAGAUGCAGCUGGUGGUGCUAAAGGAUCUUGCUUCACUACAAAUUCCUCAGCAGUUAAGAACAUGUCAAGCAUCAAGAGUGCUGAUUUCAACACUAAGGAGCUGUUGGACAUUCUUCAAGCUGCACAUGAUAAGAUCGGCACCGCGCAUGAUUAUUCAAGAGACUUGAGGUCUUACCUCAAAUACUGCCAGGAUGUAGUUUUUGGUGGAAUGACCACCUCAUAUGAUGAGCAGACACUAAUAGAAAGAUUCUGGGAAACAUACGACAAACAAGAGUACAAGCGAAGGCAAUCUUGUGAGUUUAGUCUACCUUUGUGUCAGGACGAUAUUCAACAAGAGAGUCUAAAAGAUGAGCUUCUUGAUUCAAAGGGUAAGAGACAGAGAGAAGUACCUGCUACCUCUUUCUUUGAUUUCAAAAGAAGGGAACAGAGCAAAAGUAGCCAACACAUAAACAGAGAGAGAUCACCUGAUGAUUAUGGUGGUACAACCAGCAGAGAUGGUUUUGCAAACUCUGCUGAUCCAAAUGAGAAAGAUCCUCUUUGUAAUUCUUCUUUGACGCCUUCCAGAAAUGCUGCAGUGGAAAGAAUGAAAUUGAGCAUGGAGGAGAGUGGGUUUUAUUACCUACCUCCUAGAGUUCAGAAGAGAACAGAUGGUUAUCUUCACUAUAAGAGAAAGAGAUUAGAUGGAAAACUAAUUUGUGUUGCACAUGCUGAUUAUUACAUAGUAUUACGGGCUUGCGCAAAGGUUGCUCAGGUUGAUAUGCGGAUGAUGCAUCUUGGGGUCCUGAAAUUUGAGAGAAGACUUGCUUGGAUUGAACAACGGAUUGAUAGCAGCUUGAACACGUUACCUCAGCUUUUGCAUCAGAUGCAAGACAACUAAUAACUUCAUCACAAGUUAAAGGAGUUUUCUACCGUGGUCUCUCUUUCAUGAUGGCGACAAGAAAGAUUUUAAUUUGAUGAAUUAGAGAAUACUCUAGGCGGAGAAUACCAGAAAGCAGCCUUCAUCUGAGAUGUUUCCUGUCUGCAGCUUUGGAACACAGUAAUUUCAAGUGCUCAUGAGAGGUCAUGAAACUGCGAGUUAGUCAACCGUGAAAUGAUGAGAGAUUUACAAAAUUAUUAAAGCACACAUUGUUUCAAGGACAACGUCAAUUGCUUUCAUGCUCUCCAAUUUUGUUUCCUCCACGGACUCUGGUUACUGUUUCCAGCACCAUGGUAGAUUUUCAACGUAUGCAGCAAUGUUCCUCACAUUAUAUAUUCUUCAUCCACUGGCCUAGUUGUCCUUGUCCAUAGCGCCAGGUUUCAUGUAAACGACACCAGCAUCCAGGUGCCAGUUCAGACUUUAUCUGCACUCAAAAGGAAGUAGCGGCCUUUUCUGGUUCAAGGGCUGCACAAUCUGCAAAUUUGAGUACAGUAUAAGCAUGAGAUCAUCUAAAACAACGGUACCAUGGCUGUUCUUGCAGACCAUCAAAUGAUCAUUCCGCAGCACGCCUGGUUGGAAACACUUUGUUAUGGGCUUGAAAGCAAGAUGCAAAUCUCCUGUUGCUUAGCAUCAGUUUGGAAGAUACCUAGAUUCGCUGGAUGGACGCUGCUUGGUCUUUUCUUAAGCUGUUCAUCAGAAAGUUAACAAGGGAAAGGAGCAAAUGGGAGCUAUAAUUUUCAGCUAGACGCCACACAACAAACCACCCCCAUGGAAGGCAAUGUAAAAGUUUCCUCUUCUUCUUCCGACGUCGAUUCUCUCAUUUUCUUUUUCUUCUAAGCAUCCUUCCGAUCGGUAUCAGUGAUGUUGCGAGUGGGAAUGGCUGCUUGCAGCAGUGCGACAGCCACAGCUAGGGCAUUACGGGUGGUGCUUUUCCUGCUUUUGUUGCCCGGUGAUGCUUUAUCUUGUACUGAAUUUUUUUGGGUAUGAUGGUAGUGACAGCUGAUUCUAGAACAAAUAAUUGUAGAUGUUCCUCGUGUUGGCUAGAACUGAAAGGACUCCAUUUGAUGUGAAGGCAAGUUUGGUCUGAUGAUUUGUUGUGAUUGUAGAUUGAAUUGUUGUGAUUGUGGUCAACAAAUGUUUUAGGUUGAUGAUUUAUAACUUGUUACUUGUAGUGAUUGUGGUCAACAAUUGUUGUGAUAACACAAUACAAAUUCCAUUGAUGAUUUAUAACUUGUUACUUGUAGUAUUUCAUCUGAUUCCUUGUA